Messenger RNA from Erigeron canadensis, 2141 nucleotides. RefSeq names its product probable serine/threonine-protein kinase PBL11. Gene Ontology annotation, molecular function: protein kinase activity; ATP binding. The record is from RefSeq and is a predicted model, not a curated record. NCBI's taxonomy places the organism in Eukaryota, Viridiplantae, Streptophyta, Magnoliopsida, Asterales, Asteraceae. The coding region runs from base 110 to 1810 and encodes 566 amino acids. The transcript has 9 exons. Gene Ontology annotation, biological process: protein phosphorylation.
AUAUAUAUACAUCCCAGGUUUGUUUGGGGUUGAUCCUUCAUGAUUCUUGUAGUCUGUCUCAUAUAUAUUUGCUCACUUAUAUAUUGCAUAUAUUAUCUCUUAACAAUUGAUGACACAUAUGGGUUCUGAUACAAAGAAACUAAGGCAAAAUCAUGAUGACACUAAAGAAACAGAAAAAUGUGUUACGGUGGAACAACAUGGUGCCUCUGUGAUGGAAAGUGGCCGUGAUAGUGGUGGUGUUGCACACACUAACCAGCAGGUGGUUCCACCAAGUGAAGAGAUGAUCCUGAAAGAGUUCACAUUUUCUGAGCUACAGAGGGCCACAAGGAAUUUUGGGCAGGAUAUGGUGAUUGGAGAGGGUGGUUUUGGGAGGGUUUACAAAGGGUGGCUGGACAGCGAUAAAAUUGCCGUGGCCAUUAAGAAAUCCAAAGCCGAAAGUGAUCAAGGUCUCCAAGAGUGGCAGGCGGAACUGAUGUAUUUGGGAAAGUUUAGUCACUCAAAUCUUGUUAAACUCCUUGGAUAUUGCUGGGUCGAUAUAGAUUACUUUCUCGUUUAUGAAUUUCUGCCAAAUCGAAGCUUAGAAGACCAUCUCUUCAGAAAUGGUGCAGAACCACUUUCAUGGUAUGCGAGAAUUAACAUAGCUAUCGGAGCAGCUCAAGGCCUUGCGUUCUUGCACAAUACAGAAAAUAAAAUCGUUUGUAGGGACAUGAGAUCGUCAAAAAUUUUGUUAGAUGAGGAUUUUAAUGCAAAGAUCUCUAUUUAUGGGUUAGCGAAGUUUGGUCCGAAUAAUGGAGAGUCUCACUUCUCAACAGCCAUAGCAAGCACAUAUGGUUAUGCAGCUCCUGAGUAUAUUGCUAAAGGUCAGUUCAAUUUCAAGACUGAUGUUUAUGCGUUUGGGAUGGUGAUGCUGGAGAUUAUGACGGGGAUUCGAGCUAAUGACGGUAAACAACAUGCAAUGAAGCAUAACUUAGUGAACUGGACUAGACCUUUCUUCCUAAGUGAUAAGAAGAGAGUAGAAAGAAUUAUGGACCCAGAGUUAGAACACGACUAUCCAGCAAAAGGCGCCCGAAAAGUCAUUGGGCUCAUCACAAAUUGUGUAGAAACAGAUCCCAAGAAGCGGCCUUCUAUGAAAGAAGUUGUAUCGGUUUUGCAAGGUAUCAAUGCAAUCAAAUGGAAACCGAACCGGUCAAAGACAAACACUAGACAACCGAGAAAGUAUUGUCAUCAAAACCAAAUAACACAGCUUAACCCCGGUACCGUUGUAGACACUCCAGAGGAAUACUACCUCCGUUUUCCAGUAAAAAACAUUGAUGACAUUCCUGAUUACAACGAGGAAGUUGGUUUAUCCAUCAUUGCUACUGUUAUCGGUUUUGACUUUGAUGAAGGCUGGUAUUCUUUUUAUUGUCGCAAUUGUUCAAAAAAAGUGACUAAAAAUGACGUUGAUAAUGCUGUUGAACCCUUCAAUUGUGACGUUUGUGGCAGAGUUUCAGAUGUAUACAAAAAGACCAGGGUCGUAAUUCGUGUUCAAGAUGAAACCGGGUCUUCUUCCUUCAUAUUGUUUGAGCGCCAUGUAAAAGAUCUGAUCCAUUGCGGUAAAGAAUGGUUGAUGGAUAAAAUAUCAAAGGAUCAAGGACGUCAGAAUAUCCCCGACGAGUUCAACACAUUGCUUAAUAGGAAGUUUGUCUUCAAAGUUCAGAUCUCCAAGUUUAAUCUUGAGAACAAAUCUCUCGCUUACACUGUGCAUAGAUUGACUGCUGAUGAAAGUGUACUUGAUGAGGUUUUCAAACGGUCAUCUACUUAUGAACUAUAGAGUAUUCAUGAUGAUGGUGAAGCCGUGAAGAAAGAUUUAGUCCAUGGUGACUGUUGAGAUUAUUGAUGACAAUUAAUGUCGAGGUUGUUAAUCUUAUUGCUACCUUAAAAUUACCUUCUUUUUUUUUUUUGAAAAGUUGGAAUAAUCUAGAUACAUUUUAUUUUUACGAUAUUUAUGCACCUUUUGUGAUUUAAUCGUUGUGUGUUGCUCAAUGGGUUUGGCUCCUCAAAGUCAUUUCUUUGUUUUUGGAAUUUUAUGGCGGCUGUUAAUUGGUUUUAACACGAUGUAAUUCAUGUUGUUUAAGAAAAUUUUAGAUAUAUUUUUGCUACUU